Molecule: messenger RNA, 3049 nt
Organism: Gossypium arboreum
Lineage: Eukaryota; Viridiplantae; Streptophyta; Magnoliopsida; Malvales; Malvaceae
Product: zinc finger CCCH domain-containing protein 6-like
Exons: 4
Coding region: 357-1841 (494 amino acids)
Molecular function (GO): metal ion binding
Source: RefSeq, a predicted model, not a curated record
GCGUAUGACGCCGACUCCUCACUUAUAAAUAGGAAAAUUAGGGCUGCUGUCUAGGGUUUUCACUUUUCUUCUCCAGAUUAUUUUCGAUAAGUCGCGUCUCUCAACUUUAAAAAAAAAAAAAAUUUCUCAGCAACGAGAUAAUUUUUCCUCUAAAAAUUUACUUCUUUUUAGGGUUUUCAAUAACUGGCUAUUGGAUCUUCAAAGGGUUUUUGAAAUAUAUAAUCGGAUUAAGUUCUUAAUCUGAUUGAACUUUUAAAGUUUUUUUUCUUAUCUUCUACGAUUGUCGAAUCUUUAGUAGGGAUAAUUUUUCAAGCGUUAAAGGAAUCGAUAUUUGGUUUGAGAUUUUUUAUAAAAAAAUGAAGCGAUCGCGGAAAUCGAACAGGGUUUCUUGGGCUCCAGGUGUUAAUCUUUGUCAGGUGAAGCUGUUUCUGAGGGAGGAUUGCCCCUCAAAGGUUGGUGGCCAACGUCAAGAUACUAUUCAAGCAAAAGCGUCAUGGACAUCGCAUCCCAGUGGCAUGUCUGCCAAUGACCUUCCCCCUGGGUUUGAAGGUUGUCAUUACACAAGUGCAUUGAAGUGUGAUCUGGCUAAGAUUCCUAGGAUCCAAUGGAUAAGCCCUCCAAAGUUUGCCCUGAAUUUUAACUGGCAAGUUGCAGCUGGGGAAGAGAGCAAGGAAGUGGAGGCUCAAAAACUGCGAGAAAAGAGAGUGCUUGAAGCAGUUUAUCCUCGCAUCUCCGUUAUUCCUCCCAAUCCUGUUUCCCUGAAUGUAGAAGUUGAGAGCUAUGAUGAUAGUCGAAUUCCCCUUGUUCCUCUAACUCCAAUUGAAGAUGAUGAAGAGGCAGAGGUACCUUCAGGCAUUGCCACACAAGCAAAAUCUCCCUCUAACUUUGAGACAGUAGCAUUGCUAAAGCACCCAGGUCUGUCGAACUCUGGAACCCAUAAUAUGCCACAUUGCCCUAGUUCUGCUGCUGGGGCGCCCGACAUGUUACCUGGUGUAAGUUCUGAUGUGAUGACAGCUGCUUUGGCCGCCUUAACAGCAGUCGUGAAAACCAAAGAGCAGGGAAGUUUGGUCGACACUGAUUUGCUCGUUAAAAUCCUUAGUGAUCCAAAGAUAGUUGAGAAAUUAAUCCACGAUCAUGGACAUCCAGUUGCUGCUGCCGAUGGCAAUGUGGUAAGUACACCUGUACACACUUCAGAGCCAGAAACGGGAAUAACUUCUUUACCCUGCUCAAAACCACAAAUGCCGGCUGACAGAAACUCGAACCACUUAGUAAAAGAGUUCCGACCUGUGUUAAGUACACCAGCUUCCUGGGCUGACAUAGUUCCCAUUUCCAUGCCUAUGAGAGUAGAGUCAUCGGUUCCCUUAACCAGUACAAAUAUAGAUAUGAUAACUGCACAUAGGGCAGCAAAUGGUAAUGCUUACACAAUAAUGAACCAGGUACAACCUUCUCCUAGCAUGAUGCCUGUGCAGCCAGCCAUUAGUUCAACAGCCAUGCAAACAAAUGCUGGUGUAGCUGUGAAGGAUACUAACUAUUUUAAGAACCUGAUAAGGGAACAUGGAAGAGAUAAGGAAGAAGAUAAAGGGCAUAAUAUGUCACAAACCGUAAGUCACAUUAAUCACAUCCAAAACCUGAAAGUUGUAGAGACCUUAAAACCUGUGGCAUUGAAAACCAAGUUUCGAAAACCGUGCAUGUUUUUUAACAGUUCAAAGGGUUGUCGUCAGGGGUCCAAUUGCCCCUACCUGCAUGAUAACAAGUCAUUACAGUGGCAAACUGGGAGAACCUUGGAAGCUCCGAGUGCUAAGAGAAUGAAAUUAAGUGGGGAAAUUACUGGCAGGAUAUAAUUAAGUAAGACGGAUAACCUUCUUUUAAAGUGGAGAUUUUUUGCCGGUGUAAUUACUCUUCUUUUUGCUUUCGAGGUUUGUAUAGAUUUUUCUCUUUGGUUAGUCUUUGAAAAGAGAAUUUAGCGCAUUACCAGAAAAAAAGAAAAAGAGAGUUUUUAGAUGGUUUGAAAGUUAUGUGGGGGAAGGGUAAGUAUUUCAAAAUUUAGGUAGAAAAGAGUCGGAAAUUAAAAUCAGAGAACUGGUUUUUAAAUGGUAAAAAUGAUGGCUCAAGCUUCCCUGGUUUAUUCCAACAGUAAAUGACCUCUCUUAUUUGACUCAUUGUAAAAAAAGAAGUUUAGGAGUGUUCGAUUAUUUUAAGCUUGAAUUGGAUUAUUUCUAGUUUGACUCAGACCAUUUGGGUUUGUUGGAUAAAGUUUUUUGGGUUGGGACGUUUACCACUCACGUUAUUUUGGGUUGACUUUCAGUGUUGUCAUUUUAAGUUAUAUGUUAUUUUUGGGAUUUGGCUUAGAGGUUCAGGUUCUUGAUUUUUUAUUAUUAAAUUAAGUUGAAUCAAGUUCAAAUUUAAAUUAAUUAAAUCGAGUCUAGUGUUUAGAUCGAAAUAUCUACCAAGCUAUAUAUAAUUGAGAAAUGAGUCACUAGGAUGUAGAUAUUUAUUUAAGAGCCUUCACUGUAAAGCAUGCAAGCUCAGUCACACCAUAACCAAAAUGGUCCCAAAACUAAGAGGACUGAGCAACCAAAUUGUCCCAAGCGUCUAGGUCAUUGUCAAGUUUAAAAUAGCAGUCAAUGAAACCAAGCCAUAGAAAUCAUCCGGGUUAAUGUAAUAUUUUUCUUAAACAAACUGCUCAAAUUAUCGAAGGCAUCAUCACCAAACAAUCAACCGGCCCUCUGGAUAUUAUACGUCGCAACCUAGAAUGGCUUUUGCAUCUGCCCUCGACCAAAAGAACCUGUACACAAAAAGUUUGUAUAAUUUGCAAUGCUGGUUUAAACUAAUCAUAGUAACCACGCUAAGACUUGAUUGUAGUAGUGGCUAAGUCUGGAUAUUAUUGUUAAUCAUCCAUGACUUUGCUAAGGUUUUCAUCUAGCACUCAAAUGAUAGGGAUUCAAAUCUUGUCAUCUCUCUCUUUCCUUAUAUGAUUUAAAAAUAUACAAUAAUCACAAUUGGGGCAUGUCUCAAAAUUAAAUGAUACAACAUGCCCAUAAGUGUAAAA